This is a messenger RNA of Rotaria sp. Silwood1, 2474 nucleotides long. The record is from the annotation of a GenBank genome assembly. NCBI's taxonomy places the organism in Eukaryota, Metazoa, Rotifera, Eurotatoria, Philodinida, Philodinidae.
CAUGGCAACAAUACUGUCAUCAGUUCAAAAGAGAUACUAAACUUUUAUAGACAAAUCGUGUUACUUAAUGACGCUUUUUAGUAGUUUAUCGACAGAAGUAUAAUGUUUCUCGAUAAAACAAGCUUGUGAAAGUAGUCAUGCAUACAAAAUGCAAUAUAGAUUAAAUAAGCUAUUACGAAGAAUAAACAACUAGAAACUUAACAUUUUCUAAUGUUUAGAUUCACUAUUAGUUUCAUACGAUGCAUAAAGGUCGUAAAUAGUAAUUAUAACAUGAAUGAAUCGAGACCUGGCAGAUCAAUUUCUAAUUGUAAUACAAUGCUUGUCCUUCGAUUUCAUAUACUGUAACUUAUUUAUCAUAUGUCUGUUGCAAGUAAACAUCUAAGUAAGUUUUUCGAGACGAUAAGAAACAUAACUUAUAUUAUCGGUCUGUUAAUUUCUAAUCAUUUAUAGUUUUCUCCCUGUUCUAUUUGCGUAUGCCAAUUAAUCCUGUAUUAAAACAUAAUAUUCGCAAACAUCAAUUCACAUGAACCAGAGCUGUUCUCCAUAUACACCCUGAAAAAUAACGGGAUAAAAGAUAUGCAAUUUCCUUAUAUAUAUUACAUCAUUUUUAGAUUCAUGGAUAUGUGUUUAGAGUUUGUAGUAAUCAGAGUUCAGCCUUCUGCUUUCCGAAUCCCAUCUGCUGUGCAAGGCUAAUACGCAGACAAAUGUAACAAUCCUUCAAGAAGACAUACGAUAUAUUUAUUUAUAGUUUACGAUUACACUACGGAGUGAAAUAUAAAUUGAACAAAAUCAUUGGCUAUUUUUCAAGAUGAUGACCUUGAUGAUGAUCUAUAUUUGAAUAAAAAAAACAACCACGAAUUCUACUAUCAAAAAUAUGAAUUUUUACAACAAUGAUAGAGUUUUAAACGAAAACGAGCUUUAGUUCUAAGAUAAUUUGAAAUGUGUGGAAUUGAAACCAUUAUUUUCACCAUAGAAACUUCAAUUCACACAAUAGUAAAUAUUCAUUUGAUAACCAUAUGUUAAUUUUAUCCAUAAACAAUGAGAACGAAAUCUUUUUUCUUAGAAGAUAAUCUUUAUUCAAGUACUUUUCUAUUUUGUGUACAGAUUUAUCUUUAUGUAUCUGAUAGAUUUAAUAGAUCAUCUCGUUUAACAUCAACAGAAUGCUAUGAUGAAAAAACUAAUCUAUAAACUGUUGGUGAAGGCAUCACAGUUGUCAGAUCUAAGAAGCAAGAAAAGUUACUAGAAUUUUAAUAUUUUUUCAAUGUCUUCUGAAUCUUAGUACUUCUUUUUUCAUUUUUUCCGAGUUCUGAACUUUUUUCGAUCACAGCUUCGCUAAAGUGUUGACGUAGGUGGGUACAGGCAUUCGCUUCAUCCACACAUUUCUUCGUCAUAAAACAUUUUCGAAAAAUUAAACAUUAUGAACAAUGAUAUCAAAUUUAUAUUAUACAAUCGUUAUCUAUUCCUUCUGUAAGAUCGCUUAAUCUGCAUAGUAUAUAUAUGAUUGCUUUUGUGCUUCCUCUGUGAAGGAAUUUAGAAUUUAGUACUCUUUUUGUUUCUUUUUUUGUAUUAACUAAACAAUAUAUUCAUUUUAUUGUCUGUCUUUAUAGUUGACAUAAAACAAUGAGCAAAUAUUCACUAUAGUAUUUGAUUCCAGCAUGUUAACAUAAUAGCUGCUAUUUCGUUUAAAAAUGCGCCUUCUGAAUAAUUUCUGAAUAUAAAACUUUUUAUCUGACUGCUCUGCAAGAUAUGCAUGUACGCACAUAAGGAGCUGAUCUUGUUUUCUAUUGUUGUUCAUAUCUUGGUAAAUGUAUAUCUAUGCAUUACACGGAUGAAUAUUGAAUCAUUUUCCAUUGAGAUAAGGUGUUUCUUUUUUCAUUACUAAUAUUGAUUGUGACAGUGAAGAAGACUCAACAGAAUAGGAAAUUAGAAUUUGUACAAGAAAUAUAGUUUGCUUAACAUCAAGAAUUGAUGAUCUAUUGGCAUCAUAUUAGUCUAACGAAAAGCAGAAUAUAUCAACGAUUUAUUAGAUAAGCGAACAAUUUACAGCUUUCGUUUUUCUUAAUAGAAAUAUAUCUAAAUGUGUUAUAGUAUUGUCUUUUAAAUGGCUUUUUCUCUCUCAAAUAAAAUAUGACUAUCUUUUCAAAUGAUGAUUAUUUUUUAAAAUUAUUCAUUUUUUUUCAAGUGGAUAUGAUGGUCUUAGCUUGUUACGAACGGUUGAAAAAUAUGAUAUUAAUUUGGGUCGAUGGUCACAAAUGGCACCAAUGCUAACUCCACGUUCAGGCGCUGGUUGUGCAACAGUUGAUCGUUAUAUAUUUGCUUGUGGUGGAUUUGAUGGAAAAAUUCAUUUAUCGAGUGUAGAACGAUAUGAUAGUCAAAUAAAUCAAUGGACAAAUGUGACAAGUAUGUCUGUUCGACGAUGUUAUUGUGGUUCAGCAUUUAUUCGUGGUCGAAUAGCUGUUAUUUGGUGGUUAUGA